UCUCCCACACCGCCCAUUCGCCAACAACUCUUUAGCACUCGGCUAUCCUUCCUCACAUACUCAACCCUAAACUCUUUCAUCAUGGCUCAGGACCCUAACAAACACAAACUCCACUUCUUGUCCCGCCCAGGCACUGAUCCCCGGCCACAGCCCCGCAUGUUCUUCAAUGGUGACGAGCAUGAGAUCGUCGUGCAGGGAAUCCCACGGAGAGUGCGCAUGGUGUACGACGCCGAUGGCGUGACCCCCCUGCACGAUAAUGCGAAGCGGGAGGCAAUUGUGUUCGAAAUUCACAUGGGCAACAAUGUUUGGCAGACACUCAAUGGCACCGUCAAUGGUCCCACGGACCUUCGCAACGAGGUUUACACACACAUGGGUUUCGCUGCGCCAGCAGGUGCUCAUGGGACAUGGAGUCUGUUCACACUCAUCCGUGGAGGAGUGCGCAUGGGCAACUGGGCUCAAGAACGCCAGAAUUGGCAUAACCGAGUCUACGUUCCGUAUCUUGCACAGUAUGGUGCUCGUCCCGGUGUGCAGGGUCUUGGUCUUGGAAGUGGUGGUCGUGCCCGUGUUGGUGGCGGUGGAAAUGCUGGCCGCGGCGGCGGUGGUGGUGGUGGUGUUGGUGGUGGUCCCGCUGUUGGUGGUGGUCCGGUCGCUGUCGCUGGUCGUGGUGGUCGUGGCGGCGGCAAUGCUGGUCGUGGUGGUGGUGCUGCUGGUCGUGGUGGUGGUCGUGGCGGCGGCAAUGCUGGUCGUGGUGGUGGUGCUGCUGGUCGUGGUGCUGGCCGUGGUGGUGGUCAAGGCGGCAAUCCGUGACGAUGAAUCUUUCGAACGGGCCAAACCGGUGGAAAUGCGUGUUUACUUGUCAUCACAGCCAUGAGCAGCCUGUUGCUCGGCUUGAUAGUACCAUAUUGCAGAGUGGAGAAACGUCUCCGUGCGCCAGGUACAUAGAUCAAAGAAAUGAUCUUUCACACAAA
Messenger RNA from Exophiala viscosa, 968 nucleotides. RefSeq lists its product as uncharacterized. Bases 82 to 807 code for a protein of 241 amino acids. The transcript has 2 exons. The record is from RefSeq and is a predicted model, not a curated record. Lineage: Eukaryota; Fungi; Ascomycota; Eurotiomycetes; Chaetothyriales; Herpotrichiellaceae.